AUGGUGCAAACAGUCUUUUUUGAGGUCAAUACCUCUUCAACGUACCAGUUCGGCAACGAGAAUUUCAAUGCCACAUCCACCUGGGCUGAUGUUUUCACUGGAGACUUUGGAAAUGACAAUGUGACGAUAGAAGGUGUUACACUAUCAGCUAUGGACCUGGCCGUUAAUUUCGGCUUACUCCCUGAUCAUAUUCUUGGCCUGGGCUAUAUUGCAGGCAAGACAUCAGAUGUGCCGGCAGCGAUUCUUCAAGCCUUGAUCGAGAGCGGGUACAUCAAAUCAGCUGCAUAUAGUCCAUGGGUGGACGGGCCGACGGGGACCGAAGGAACUAUUCUUUUCGGUGGAGUCAAUAUGGCGAAGUAUACUGGUGGACUGCAUACUAUGUCUAUCCCGGCAUCCAGUGGGAUACAGUACCUCCCUGUGGCCGGCUUUAGAUUCAAUGGUGUCGCUGACAUUCCUCCCGGACGGUAUUGUGGAGCAGAUUUAUAA
Penicillium canariense is the source of this 486-nucleotide messenger RNA. RefSeq lists its product as uncharacterized. The coding region runs from base 1 to 486 and encodes 161 amino acids. The record is from RefSeq and is a predicted model, not a curated record. The transcript has a single exon. Lineage: Eukaryota; Fungi; Ascomycota; Eurotiomycetes; Eurotiales; Aspergillaceae.